This is a messenger RNA of Trichogramma pretiosum, 12373 nucleotides long. RefSeq names its product serine/threonine-protein kinase SMG1 (gene nonC). Gene Ontology annotation, biological process: nuclear-transcribed mRNA catabolic process, nonsense-mediated decay; negative regulation of macroautophagy; phosphorylation. Gene Ontology annotation, cellular component: nucleus; TORC2 complex; TORC1 complex. The transcript is spliced from 6 exons. Lineage: Eukaryota; Metazoa; Arthropoda; Insecta; Hymenoptera; Trichogrammatidae. Gene Ontology annotation, molecular function: protein serine/threonine kinase activity; protein binding. Bases 707 to 11353 code for a protein of 3548 amino acids. The record is from RefSeq and is a predicted model, not a curated record.
CCACUAUUGUCGUGAAAUUGGCGCGUCUCAUGGUAUUCGACAAUCCCCAUCAAAAAUCUAAACCUGUGAUCUGAGUGCUAAGGCUGAUGCGCGGCAUAUCUUGAUUCCGUGAGCCAUCGCUUUUCUUCGCGGCGUCGCUGUUGAAAAAAGUAUCGGUACACGCGGUAAAAACUCAAACUACUCGACUUGAAACAGUUUCAUUAAUUUUCUCACUUUAUACCGACAACUAGGCUUAAGGUUAUUGGUAGAAAUCGUUUAAACUGAGCAUUCGUGCUACGGCAGCGCGUGUUUAUUUUAUCUAUUACAUGUGCACGAUUUUCGAGAAGCCGCGCCAUCUCCCGACCCCGUAUGUAGUGUAGUACGUCUGCUGCAAUGAGUGCUAUGCUCUCUCGAUCCAGCAUUACGGUUAUAAUAUAUUACAAUACGUGAUAUCAUAUAAUACUGUCGAAUGUCGAAAGCAGCACUGAGACAAACCGCAUCCUUAAAGCAUAAGUGUGCAUGCCAGUAAAUAGUAUAACUUGUGGCCAUCGCAAUGUACGAAUCUUAUACGGCGUCCGUAUUCUGUGCCAGUUGUGUCAAAACAUUGCUGUGACUUAGUGAACUCUAAGGGCUGAUGUAAACCAUAUAUAUGUUUAUACGGGUAGCGAUUCAUAUCUACAUGUACAAUUUGUGAUUUCACUGAUUUCAAAUAGAUUCAUUAUUAUCUAUGAGUAUCUGUGGCAGUUCUGCUAGUACCAAAGUAAAAAAUUCUAAUAAUUCAGAUACAAAAAACGAAAUUAUUGUAUCUGAGCAUUUAGAAGUUCAAGAGCCAAAAGAAAAGGAACUUUCUAAAAAUUUAGAAAUUAUUAAAACACCAAAAACUACAGUCUUCAUUUGCCAGAAAGGAUCUCGAGUGUCAUCUGAUCAUAGUUUCUCAAAGUUUAAAUUUAGGGGUGAAUCACGAAAUGAUUUACAAAUGGCUCGAGGAGGAAACAGUGGAACUCGUGGUCGAGGUAGUGGUCACAGAGGAAGAGGUUUCAAACGAGUUCAUUCCAAUGUUGGUGACAGAGAUGGACGUGGAGACAGAUCUAAAUUUCACGAGUCAGUAAAAAAUCAUGAUAAUAGAUAUGAUGAUAAAAGAACUGUUGAAGAUUCUAAAAUUUCCACGUUGUUGAGGCGUUUAGCUCGUGAAGACAACUAUGAUAAUAUUUGGAGUUUAUGUACACAUCUACAAGAAUCAAUUCAAGCUCCUGAAAAUCAAAAAUAUGUUAAAAGAACUCUGGACAAUAUUUGUGAUAGUUUGUUAGAAUUGCUUUAUACUUGUCCUGAUUCAAAUAUCAAGCAAGAAGUUAGCCAUUGUAUAGGUCUGGUUGGCUAUGUGAGUGAAUAUGAAUUCAAACGCUACUUAGAUUGGAUUUUUAAGAAAAUAUCUAAAGAACAAAAAAAUGAAGUCAAAUGCUCCAUAAUGGAAGCUUUCAUUGAAACCUUAGAAGCUAAUCGAAUUAAACCUAAACUCAAGGAUAAUUCUGCAACAAUUAUGCCCAAAUUACUUUCUGUGCUUGAGAUGGUAGAAACUCCUGAACUUCUCAUUGUUACUUGUAAUGCCAUUCUAGAAGUGGUUGACCAGUAUCCAGACUGCUUUGAACAAUUUUUUCAUGAUAUAGUUGAUAUCCUAAUAGGUUGGCAUAUUGAUACAAGUACCUCGAUCGAGAUAGUUCAAUUUUCUAGUGAAACUUUACAACAACUAAAAAGAUAUUGGCUAGCAGAUACUAACUUUACAGAAAAUUUAUUACAUCAAUUUUUUGAAGACAUUCAAAAUUACAGAGAUGAAAUGCUGUCACUUCAAACGGAUAGUACUACCCUUGAUGGAGAGCAAUUAACAGAUAAAGCAGUUAGUAAAGAGCUUAAAGAAAACACUAAAAAAAUGACUAGUGUUUUAUCAGUGGUUAAUACGGUUCUUAAAUGCGUUGAAGAGAAUUUUAAUGCCAUGAAAACACAAUGGUCUUCUCCACAUUCACGAAUUCUCCUUGAUCGUUUGGUUUUAAUGCUUGAAACGGUUAUCAAAGCUCUGCAACUUGAAGAUGAUAAGAAUAAUCCAGAAUUUACAUUAAUUGAUCCUAGUAAAGAAAAUAUUUCCGUUUUAGAGCAUCAAAUGAAACUUUUGAAUAUUUCUGAUGGGACUAUCGAAAAAACAGUUAGUCAACUUAAAAAAAAGGCAAAAAUUGAUCAUAAAGAUGUUAUAAAAAUAAUAGAAAUUUCAAAAGUUAAAAAGAUCGAGAGAAAACGUUUGAAACAAGAUAGUAGUCUGCAUUCUAUUUCAAAAGAAGAAGAGAGCAAAAUUUUGGAAUUGAUUAAAUCAUUAAAUUCGCUCACAAUUGUUCAAAAUUUAUCCAAAGAAAAAGAGCGUUUAGCAGUUGUUGCAAAUGAGUGCGUAUGUCAUUUACUGGUGUAUGUAAAAUAUGAACCUGAAUUUGCAACAACAUUAGACUUAUUGCUUACUUAUAUCUUGUUACAACUAGAACAAAUUGAAACAUGCUGGGACGAUGGAAGGGUUUCAGCUUUUGAGCUAAUUAACAAAAUAAUUCAAGAAUUACCUCUAAAAUUAGAAAAUUCAUUUGUUGAUUUACUUCUUUCAAGUACAUCAGUUAUUUCAAAGCUACGUUUUAGUUCAAAUAAAAAAAUUAAUAAAGAAAUUGUAAAAAUCUACAGUAACUUGCUCAGCUCGACAAAUAUUAUGUUAUCUCAAACCAGUUAUAAUUACAUCUUGGGAGACAUGGAAAAUGCUUACAAUACCCUUAUUCCAAAUUUUGGAACUCUGGUAGCCAAUAAUCCUUUGAAGGAUCAUACAUACUCACGGGAAGAUGCUAAACAUGUGUUGCAGUUUUCAUUGCAAGUUCUCACAAAAUUAACAACAAAAAAAAUAUCCAAUGAAGGUGUCGAAAGUUUGCAGCCAAACAUUUUAUAUGCAAUUUUAGAACUACAACCACAAAAUUCAGUACUAUCAAAAAUAUCUAAGGUUAUUCAUUACGAUUUAUUCGUAUUAAUAUCCUCUCUCUGUAAGACCAAUGUUUACCAAUUACCAGCAGAAAUUAGAAAUUCAUCAGUCGAAAUAGAACUUUUGAAUGAAUACGAUAUCACACAAUUAACUGCUGUUAAAAACUUGAAAAUUACACUUGAUUUAAUUGGUGAAGUUAUGCAAGAUAAAAGUAUAGAGAGCAAGGUGCUUGAUAUAGUUUUCGAUUGGGCUUAUAAUAUUUUAGCGUCAAAAUCGCGAUUAUUAUUUUCACUUACCUCAGAAGACGAGUGCGUUAAAAAAUUCUUCAACAGUGUUGUCGAUAGAGCAUACUACUCAAUGAACCACAAAAAAUCAUCCAAAAUUUGCGAUCUUUUUCGUAUCGUUCUCACCGAUAAAGUGUUUAACUCUUUCAUUGAGGAAGGUGAGAUCUAUAACAAAAUUGUGGAUUUGAUCAUCAUGAAAUGCCAUUCCGGUCAUCAGGAAAAGAAACAGUUUGUGGAAUUGUUGAAGCUUAUAUCUCCGCAUCGUGUAUUUUUGCGGAUGAAAAAUUACGUCUCUUUGAAGAAUAAAAGAAUAUCGAAGAGUACGAUCGGUGAUCACAAUGUUAACGCAUAUUUAAGUGCUCAAAAACUUCUUCGUUACACCAAGCCUACUAUGACCAAGCAACAAUUCAAGUCAUUCAUGAAUUAUAUUUUGCCGUUGAAUCAGUUUGAACCUAAGGGAGUCUGCGAGAUAUUUGCAACAUGCUGGCCAAUUGUAGCGGACACCAAGAUACUGGCUGAGCUUGGCAGCUUUACUUUAGGAAAUUCGUCGCUCAUGCUGCACUGGGCGAUGAACGAAGCAGCCCAGCACUGUAUCUCUAAUAAGUUGCGUACUGUACUUGGUAAGCCACAGGACACUUUUAUGAAUUUCGAGUGCGCACUCAAGGACUUGGCUCGAGAAAUCAGCUGCCCCAGAAAAUCUUUGACCGGAUGUCAAACAAUCACGGACCUCGAGGCCGUUUUAAAGGAGCAGAAGCGGGUGCGCGUGCUGGUGGAAUUCUUCGAACACCUUGAGAAAGCUCUGCACAACGCAACCGAAGGAUGCGCUGUCUCGUUACCACAGGCUGCAAAACCCGUCCAAUCUUUCUUUCGCACCAACGCCUUGACCUGUCGCGAGUGGUUGAAGCGGGUGCGCCUGGCCCUGUGCGUGGUUUCGCUUCACGCCGGCCUCGCAACGCAAGCGCUCCGUAAUGGUUUGCGCGUCUUGGAAGAUCUAAGCGUUACGGCUGAGAGCAACACUGCCGAAUUCGAGCGGGCCGUCGUCUGUGUCGCGCGCGCUCUGGUCAUGCUACGCGAACCCGAAGCCUUGCAAGGAUUAGUAUCAUUCGUUCAGAAAAAUAAUCGUCAAUUCUCAUGGCUGCAAGCUGCCGUAGAAGAUGCAGCCGGUAGAUAUGAGGCUGGAGCCGUUAUUUACAAGUCCGUAUUGGAGACGGAGAUUCUCAAAUGCAGUGGGGAAGAGAAUCCAGAAGUUAAGAACCUCACUGACUCGCAAGUUUCGUCGUUCUGCUUGGAACGAAUAAGUAAGUGUUAUUUGUCUCUCAAUGAUUUCUGCAGCUUGAAUUGUUGGAAGCAGAAGGAAGCAGCUUUACUCGCCGAUCCUUACAAUUGGAACGUCGCUACACCUAGCGUCUCGGAAUCCCAAGCAGCAGCUUUAUACGAGUUUGAUCAGGCAUGCAUUAUUCCUUUGAUAAAUUUGAGCGAGUGGACUAUGCUGGAUCGCAGGAGAAAAACCAAUUGGAGCGUCGCCGAAGUCCAUAGCCAGUGUGAGAAUACCUUGACAAAUGUAGCUUUCAAAGCUUAUUGCAGUGACCGCGUAGAUGAUAGUGACAUAGAAAAAGUUAAACAGUGUCAAACCAUUGCUGCUUUUACGAUGUCGGAAUGUUUGAGAAACGUCCCGGCUGAGUUUCUCGAAGAAGCUACUAUAAUGCUUUGCGCUUCCUCAAAUUUGUUGGACGUUUUCGAUUUCAAUGGCAAACGCAGUAAACACGGUGCUGAGGUACCUCAGCUUUCACAGUGGGACAAUUGGGACAAAUUGAAUCAAGAGUUUAAUUCAGCAUCCUUGAAUCGCUUCCUGUGGUGGACUAAUUAUAUCUACCAGUUCACUCCGAAAGAAUCCGACGUUUAUGUUGAUAAAAUGAGCAAAAUGCGCCUGCAGAUCAUUAAAAGUGCUCGCUUAGAAGGUAAUUAUCAACUUGCGAAACGUGAACUGGCGCGCUUUUUUGCCGUUCGUCACAUUGGUGAAAUUGUUCAAAACGUAUCAACUCAUUAUCUUCCCGAAAAAUACCGAAUUUCUGGCAUGAUCGAGGCUGCAAAAUUAUUAACCGCUCUGGACAAGAAAAACGAUGCCCUGAAGGUCAUCAGUUAUACAGCGACACAAACACUCAUGACUACUAUAGACUUUUACAAGUACUCCAGUGAAAAUGAAAGAGCCAACGACGAAUCUUGGAAAUCACUCAACUCCAACGUUUUGUUGGUGCUGUCCGAUUUAAUUCGAAGCGAUGCCGACGUUGUAAACUGUGAGCAGCUUCAAGAAUUUAUGGUGCUGGAGGGUGAAUAUGGAGACGGAUCGAUAAAUAUGUUGCUGAACAACACAAACGAAAACAUACCAGUGACCGAGGUGACUUAUGGCAAAGUAAUGCGCCUCGGCGCUAAGCUUGAUCCAAAUGUGGCAAAAAUUCAGUCGAACCUCGCCAGCUUUUGUUACGGCUGGGGUCGUAAAAUUGUCGACAAUCCAAGCCACGACAUGCUUUUCGAUGACGACAAACAGCUUAUCCAAGAUCUACUUCCUAUCGAAGCCACCAAAGAAGAGAUCGAGAGCGUGAUUGCUAUUUUGAACAAGAGCAAUCACUUGAGCGUGCUCGAACGCGAAGAAGAAGGCGACAUCAACAGCAGUAAUUUCGAAGCCAUUGACAACAUAGAGAACUCGCUGCGAAGUCUGCCGAUACUAAGCGACGCCAAUUGUGAGAGUCUGUCGCCUUUUAUCGAAAUCUGGGAAAAAGCUAAAGUCCGCAAGUACAAGUUUUACGAGAUGGCCUGCGAAGCCUAUUUCAAAUUCUUACAGUUAAACUCAGACUCGAACACCGUUGGAAACAUCACCGCAACGCUUCGUCUCUUGCGAUUGAUGGUCAAACAUGCUACAGAGCUACAAUCAGUACUCGAAGAAGGCCUCUCGAUAACUGCAACCAAACCCUGGAAAGCCAUCAUUCCGCAAUUGUUUUCGCGCUUGACUCACCCUGAGUGCUACGUGCGACAGCGAGUAUCUGAAUUGUUGCGCCGAGUGGCCGAGAAUUCUCCUCAUCUCAUUACGUUUCCCGCAGUGGUUGGCACCAUAUCCUGCAGUAAACCGAGCAAAUAUCAGGGUUACGACAGCGACGACAGCCAAGAGGGAGAUUUCAUCGAGGAAGAAGAUAAUGACGCCUCGAAUGGAUUUAUGAACGAGUGUUUCACGCAAAUGACCGACUGUUUGAGCAAAAGCCUGCCCGAAUCAAUUCAGCAGGUUCGAAUUUUGGUCAAAGAACUGAGAAGAAUAACACUACUGUGGGAUGAAUUGUGGCUAGCCACGUUUACUCAGCAUCAUGCAGAUUUUUACAAACGUUUUGAACAGCUCGAGCAAGAGAUCCAAAAAGUCCAGGAAAACACUUGGCUCAGUGGAGAGGCUAAAGAACAUCUAAUUGCUGAAAAAUAUCGCAUUAUUGUCAAGCCGAUAAUCUUCGUACUCGAAGAAUUGUACGCUGUAACAACUGCAACUGCUGAAACGCCUCACGAAGUUAGCUUCCAGGAAAAAUAUAACCCAGUAAUGGAAAAACUCAUUGAAAGAUUGAAGAAUCCAAAGAACCCGGCGAAACCGCACGGUUCGAUGAUGCAGUUGAAAUCGCUUGAGAAUAUGCUCGGUCAAAGAUAUCAAAAGCGAAACUUGUAUUCGCUGUCGAUGGCAAAAAUAAGUCCAAUCUUAGCCACGAUGAAAGAUACAUGCAUUACGAUGCCAGGAAUAAUUUCUAACAGAGAAAUUACGAUUAAGUCGGUAGAAGACCUCGUCUCCGUUUUACCCACAAAAACGAAGCCCAAAAAACUCAUCUUCAAAGGAUCAGAUGGACAGAGUUAUACCUACCUUUUCAAGGGCCUGGAAGAUCUACACUUGGACGAGCGCAUAAUGCAAUUCUUGAGUGUAUGUAACACAAUGAUGUCUUCUACCAAUGAUGGAGGCCUUUACCGUGCUCGUCACUAUUCGGUCGUGCCUCUUGGACCCCGCUCGGGGUUGAUUCAGUGGGUCGACGGUGUGACGCCCAUGUUCUCUUUAUACAAGCGAUGGCAGCAGCGAGAAGUGGCUCUCAAACAAACUCCUAUCCAACGACCUACCGAGCUUUUCCAUAAGAAACUCGCUCCUCUUUUACAAGAACGAAAUAUUUCCAUAGAAAACAGAAAAGAAUGGCCAGCUGGAGUCUUGAAGCAAGUCUUGACGGAGCUCAUCAACGAGACUCCCAAGGAUUUGCUAGCUAACGAAAUUUUAUGCAACAGCAGCAAUGCCGGAGGCUGGUGGCAAGCGACCAAAAAUUACACCUACUCUAUGGCCGUAAUGUCUGUCAUCGGUUACAUCAUCGGACUCGGUGAUCGACAUCUUGACAACAUUCUUAUUGAUUUGAACACCGGGGAAGUCGUACACAUCGAUUAUAACAUUUGCUUCGAGAGAGGAAAAAGUCUGCGGAUUCCCGAAAAGGUGCCAUUCAGAUUGACUCAAAAUAUCAAAGCGGCUUUGGGCCCCACGGGUUUGGAGGGCAUGUUCCGUCACGCGUGCGAGCACACAUUGUCGCAGAUGCGUCAAGGCCGAGAGACCCUCUUGACACUCCUCGAAGCUUUCGUGUACGACCCGUUGGUCGACUGGCGUUCGGGCUCUGACACCAGCAUCCUAAGCUACGCAGCGGCCGGUAAAGCUCGUUCCCGUGCCAACGGCACGACUCGCAAGAAGCUCGAGAUCGAGCUCACUCACGCCAUGUUCAAGGUACGCGUGUGCGAGAUGCGCAUUGAAUGGCUAAAUAACAAGGACGAAGUCACGAAAAUUUUCCCGGCUUUGAUCUCGGUAUUGGCAACUUGGAUCGAGACUUACAAUGUCAACAAACAGUGGCAGAACACAAUACAAGAGCGAUACAUGCAGCUAGACCUCGUACAAGAGGCUCAAAAUGCCAAACCUGGCAAGGAGCCCCACCCUCUCUUCACGCUGCUCAAGAGAUACGAUAAUUUUAAAACAGCUAUGGACUCCAAGGAAUUGGCUAUGCAUAAUAUGCGAGAAUUGCAGAAUCUCUACCAGAAACAGAUAAAGAGUCACCGAGAUGCGAUAAAAACUAUCAACAAAUUAGCACUGGAGCUAGCUUCCGUAGAGUUGAGAAAAUUAGAAGAUGAAAUAAUUCCUAAUAUUUUUGAUCAGAUUGAAGAAUUUUUACACAACGCUGGCCAGAGUCAGAUGAUCCAUCAGUGUCAGCAGUCCGAGUUGGAACUUGUGGCUGUGUCACAACAAUUGAUGGGAGUUUUACAUUCCAUCAUCGAUGAUCUUAAUCACUACUCGUCGGUCAUAACAAAUUAUCCAGUUCAAAUCAUCAAGGAGCACCGGACAGUGGUGCACAAGAAUUGGGCAAGUAAAUUGUUGUCAUUACCCUCAGUGAGCACUUGCGAAUUAAUCGAACAAGAAGCUUCGUAUCUUUAUCGUCCUCCUAGCCGUGACGAUAUUGUAACUAAAACCGUGGUCGAAUUUUCUACUCAAAUCAAGGAAUUGAUUGAUGAAAUUGAACAAAAGCAUGUUUACGUUAAGCGACCAUCUCCCAUAAAAAAUUUAAGCUUUGAAAAGUUACAGAAGAAUUAUGAAGUUGCGAGAGAUGAAGCGAUUAAGUACCGCGAGAGUUAUGACGUUUGCAACCGAAGUUUUGAGAGUGCUUUGCUCAUGACUUUCGCUGAAUUAAAUUUACAGUUCUUGAAAUCGGAAGUUGAUGUUAAAUAUGCCAAGUGUUUGGUUAAUCACUCUAUCUCAGGCAACGAUUGGUUCGUAUAUCAGUUGAGUCACGAUGCUUCGUAUGUGUACCACUUGAUAACGCUUGUGAAGAUCGAUCCUCUUUUGGAUCGCCACAUCGAGUGUCUCAAAAAUGUCAAGACAAUGUAUCAACUUUUGCAAGAUUUUCUGCCCCGUUUCUACGUCGAACUACUGCCAAUGACUGCCAAUUUUAUUCCAUCCGCCGAUUCAAGUUUCUUAAAAAUGAUGGAUGAUGUUGAUAAUUAUUUUAAUGAAAUUAAUAUACCAUGCACCGAUCUGUUGCAAAAAUUAGAAGAGCAUUUAUAUUUCACUAUCAAACAAACGAGUAGUCCUCACUCCGACGUGUACGAACAGGUUCUCGCAAUGCGUGUUAAAUUUGAGAAUUCGUUGAUUGUAGAAAAUGUUCCCGAAUUUCUUGUCAAGUUUAAUAAUCUAUUUGUACAUUUGGAUGCAGAAAAGGAAAAUCUUGUUGAAGCAUUCCAUUCUAUCCCAACAAUUCCGAAAAGUUGGGGUAAAAUAGAUAGCCUAGACAGAGCUGAAGAUAUGGCCCCUGUGCAACUUGGAAAAGAAGCUCGCAACGUUCUUAAUAACAUAUUUUUUGUAAAACGCAUAAAAACAAUGAUGGACGUUUUUGACAUAUUUCGUCAUCAGAUGAAAUUAUUCCAAGGCAUAGAUCUUCAACCCGAAUCAGUGAGGCGCUACUUCUUGGGCGAUAACAUCACGGCACCAAUAAGAUCUUUUAUUGGCGACUUUGUCAAACGCUUUGUAUUGGGCACACUAACUGUGUGCUUGAGUGUGGUCAUCAGUAGCUUACUUUUGAGGCAAAAUUCACUGAAAGUAGAGCAAGAGAUCAAAGCUCAAUGGGAAUUAUUGGGUCCUGAUGGAAAAUUAUCUCUCGUAUAUCUUUGCAACUAUGUACACGAUUUGAUUAAUCAUCUUCCAACGGACGAGCGCGAAAUAGAAUUACAACAGCGAGCGAUCAGUCGAGCUCAUCUAGUAAAACUCAAACAGCAUUUUCUGGAAAGGAUAGUAGAAAUCACUGCCACAUCAUGGAAGAGAGUAAUGAAAACCAAAUGGAACGUAAUGAAAAAAAUUAUGACCAUCCAUUACUUCAUGCACGAAGAUCAUUUGCGGUUAUAUAAAAUCACACCGCCCGAGUUCAAUCGUACAGAUUUUAUCAAUGCGCUGCGUUCAAAAGUCAAUGACGUAUCCAGCAUCGCUGUCAAGUUGGACAAAGCUGGCGACCAGCUGUAUCAGUUCAUACAGCAGUCAGUGCAAAGACUCAAAUGGGCUGCAGGGGCUAAUCCAGACGUAAAUAAUAUUAUUAGUCUCUUCGAUAAAACGGUGAAAAAUAGCAACGAAAAGAUGCUUCAACUGAAGAAAAUUUCAGUUGCGGCAACGACAAGAAGCAAUAUAAUUUUACAAUUCGAGUCAUUGAGAUCGAUCAAUCAGCCUGAUACCAUUGCGACUCACGUAACUUUCAUGGACGUUUUAAUGAAGUUCAAAAAGAGUUGCAUGUUGAUUGAAAAUCUGGAUGUCACUGUGACCCCGCUUGAAGUAAGCCUUGUAGAACUGUUACAACUCGGAGCUAACGAGCAAAAGGACAUCGAUGUGGCUUGGCUACGACAAACCGAACAUCUACUUUCCGCGGGUAUUGUUGAAAUCAAGAAAAAUAGUCAAGAAUGCGUCGAGAAUUUAACAUCAGCCGAAUUAUCGCUCAAAGAAAAAUUGGUGUCUUUGCAAAAUGCAAUGGCUGAUCACCAUCGUCUGAUUAAUGAUGUGAGACUACUACUCAAAAGAAUGUCCAAACAAGAGACAAUGCCUGGAUUGAACGAUUUUCUGCAAAAGUAUCGCAGCUACACGGAAAAAUUAUCAACUAGCAUCAAGGAUCUAGACUUGCAAAAAAUCAACUCGGAAUCGGCGUCUGCAUUGAAAGCUGAUUUUGAGGACUUAAACGCCGUCGUACCACAGCUUUACGAUGAGUUACUGCAAUUUGCUGACUUGGCCAACGAAACAACGGAAACGCAGCCCAACAAGCCGAAACUUGUGCGGCAAGACAGCGUGUACUUCAGUCCGCGGCGAGGUGUGCCCGCGAUUAAUCCAGCAACUGGUAAGGCGACUCAGCAACAGAACACUUACGCCCUGAGCGUGUGGCGCAGGAUUCGUGCUAAAUUGGAUGGCCGCGAUCCAAACCCUGCGCGUAAGGUUACGGUAUCCGAACAAAUUGAAUACAUCAUUCGCGAGGCCCUGUCGAUUGAUAAUUUAUCCCAGUUGUAUGAGGGCUGGACACCCUGGGUUUGAGCUACUAUAUGAAGGCGUUAGCUCGCGCUGCGCCGAAAUGGGAUCUCAAGUCUUCGUCAAUGAACAUCAACAUUUAAUAAAUGCAGUCUAUCUCGUCUUUUUCUGCCGUCUUGUUGCCGAAUAAUGUAUCUUCAAAUGUAACUCGAGCACAGGAGAGCUAACAAAAAAUCCAUAAUUACUUCAAUUAUUGUUGACCUGUCUCUCUGUGUUCAACAAAGAGUACCAAUGGAGAGAAAAGGAACGACGCACGACGAGUAACUUAACAAAGUACAUUUACCACGCUAAAAAGUACAUCUUAACUUGCGAGAGUUGAAAUUCUUUCCUCUUUUAAAGAUGGACGAAUAUCAGCUGCUCAAUAAAAUAUUUGAAGAAAAAAAAUGACAAAAAAAGAGAUAGAAAACUUAAGCUCUGAGGAUGAUAAUACUGAUAUAUGAUGAUACGGAAUUAUGAUUUCGACGACGACAUAAAAUAGCCGAGCACGACGCGCGGAUUUCGAAUCUUUAGUGAUCCGUCAGUUUUCUAACACUUCAUUUUUCGUUAUUGGCCAUGUUGAUUCAUUGAUUAUUUGAUUUUGAACUUGAUUAUCUACUUAACCUAUUGAAAAAAUGAAUCAGUUUACUCGAGAAUAUAUAAAGGUAAUAUUUAUCAAUCAAGACUAAUCGCAAAGGAAAAAAUGGCUAAUUAGUUUGUCGGCCGGCUUUAAAUUUAGAGCUACAAAAAAAAUUUUUUUAAAUGGUUUACAGGCAAAUAGUAUAUGGGUUCAUUAAACUUUACAAGAAACCAUGUAUGUAAUGAUCAUUAAGUUUAAAUUAGAUACAUAUUUUUCGUUGCAAAAUUUGAUCGAAAAAAAUUAAUUCAAUACUGUAUGUAAUAGAAUUAUAUUAAAAAAAUUUUAUUUACUUAAAAGAGAUGAUUCACAAUCAUAUAUCACUAAAAUAUAUCUCUAGUAAUUUUAUGGUGAAAUUUUAUUUAUGCGUAAUUGGUGACACGUUCUUUUCUUUUCUGAGCAAAAACAAAUUC